CUUCAACUAAUCUUCCUCACUCUCUCUCUCUCUCUCUCUCUCUCUCUCUCUCUCUCUCUCUCUCUCUCUCUCUCUCUCCCUCUCUCUCUCCCUCUCCCCAUAGACAAGCAUUCCGGCGACUUCUCCGAACAAAUUUCGACAGUCGAUAAGUGAUGGGUAGUCAUUGACUGAGGCGAUCGGAGACGACCGCGAUCAUCAUCAUCAUCAUCAUGUCGACAGUAUGGAGCUCGGACUGCUUCUCCGAGCUACUGUGCGCAGAGGACUCCGGAAUUCUGUCCGGAGAGUCGCCGGAAUGCUCGUCCGAAGUGGAAUCUCCGGCGUACAGCGAGGAAGAGUCCAUAGCCGGAUUCAUCCAAGGCGAGCGCCACUUCGUCCCCGGUAUCGAUUACUUGUCUCGCUUACACUCUCAGUCGCUUGACGUUACCGCCAGAGCUGAUUCUGUUGCAUGGAUUCUCAAGGUCCAGAGUUACUAUGGAUUUCAACCACUUACGGCGUAUCUUUCCGUUAACUACUUGGAUCGGUUCUUAUACUCCCGCCGGUUGCCGCAAGCAAGUGGGUGGCCGAUGCAACUUUUAAGUGUUGCUUGCUUGUCCUUAGCUGCUAAGAUGGAGGAACCUCUGGUUCCUUCGCUGUUGGAUCUUCAGGUAGAAGGUGCCAAGUUUAUAUUCGAACCCAGAACAAUCCGCAGGAUGGAGCUUCUGGUGCUGAGUGUUUUGGAUUGGAGGCUACGAUCUAUAACACCCUUCAGCUUCAUCGCUUUCUUUGCAUGCAAGCUCGAUCCAACGGCAACUUUCAUUGGCUUUCUCAUUUCACGCGCCACGGAUAUCAUCUUAUCGAAUAUCCAGGACUCUAGCUUUCUUGAAUAUUGGCCAUCAUGCAUUGCUGCGGCAGCAAUACUUUCAGCAGCCGAUGAAAUGCCUAAUCUGUCGCUUGAAAACCCUGAACAUGCCGAGUCAUGGUGUGAUGGACUAAGCAAAGAGAAAAUAAUCGGAUGCUAUAGAUUAAUGCAAGAUCUAGUGGUUCAAAAUUGUCGGAAUAAAAAGUCAUUACCCAAUGUGUUACCACUGCAACUCCGAGUUACGGUUCGGGGCAGAAUGAGGUCGAGUUCCGACUCAUUGUCCCCGUCGUUCUCAUUAUCAUCCCCGUCAUCGUCAUCAUCAUCACCAAUAUCUUAUAAAAGGAGGAAAACAAAUAACUGCUUGUGGGUAGACGAUGAUAAAGGAAACUCCGAGUAGGGGAGAUGGGAAAAUUAUAAAUAAAAAAAUGGUGGUCCAAAAGUUGUCUAGAAACCUCAUCAAUCAUUUUUAGGAGGGUUUUUGGGAUUAGAAAUUGACUGAUAUUGGGGUUUUCUGUAGAUUAUAGUAUGUAUAAUGUCUAUAUGUUUGAGAGUUUGGUGAGAUUUUAUUAUUUUAUUUGUUGUUUUUGUUGGUGGGCAUUGCCAUUAUUCGUUAUAUAAUGGCAUUGCAGAUUCCCAAGGGAGGGGGAUUUGUUUUUUAGUACAGAGAUAUGUUUUAUAAAAUAGUGGAGUCAUGGAAGCGUGAAUGAAGUAGGGGAUUGAAUUCAAAGGGCUCAUUGAAGCUGGUGGGACAUGAAAGCGAGGAAAGAAAAUAAAGGGUUGGCAAAAUUAGGAAUCGAGCUUUGAAGUUUGAGCAGUACUAAAUUGAAUGAGAUCAGCGUGAAGUCGGAUGAAACAGAAAUACAAAAAAUUUGUAUUUUUGAAAGUGCUAUCAUCGGUUUGGGAGUGAUCAUAUGAUGUGAUUCGAGUGUCAUUACUCAAGUUUUUCUCCUCAUCUAGCAGCAUAAUUAUUGCUUCGACUACUCUACUAUGUGCGUUUUUUGACGGGAAAGCCGAAUGAACGGGUGCAGGUGUAGACUGAAUACGAUCGGUGGCUCCACCCAUAUUAGACUUUUGAGUGGGGUGUGUGUGCUCUCUCGCACUGCUUUGGUGGCAGAGUGCGUGGCGCACACCUGUGUAUGUGUGCAUUUUUGGCGGCAAAUAGCCUCUUUUAUAGGCCUUGAGGUGGGCCUAUAACCAUACUGAUGAACUCUGGUGUUUACAAGGGUGGUGCAUGGUCACUCGUGCCUACUCCUUUUUUUGUCUUAAUUUAUUUGAUUUUUUGUAAGUAGAGAAAAAAAAACUCACGAGGAGGAGAAACCUCCUUAAUAUUGUCCUAAAAAAUACAAGUUAAGGUCUUUGGGGCCUUUUCAUGCGUGUUGUAUUUGGUUCAUCAUCAAUAAAAUAUCAUCAAGAUUUCUUUCACCUCU
Molecule: messenger RNA, 2265 nt
Organism: Malus domestica (apple)
Lineage: Eukaryota; Viridiplantae; Streptophyta; Magnoliopsida; Rosales; Rosaceae
Product: cyclin-D1-1
Biological process (GO): mitotic cell cycle phase transition; regulation of cyclin-dependent protein serine/threonine kinase activity
Cellular component (GO): nucleus; cyclin-dependent protein kinase holoenzyme complex; cytoplasm
Molecular function (GO): cyclin-dependent protein serine/threonine kinase regulator activity
Source: RefSeq, a predicted model, not a curated record